UGUUUCGGCAGUUUCGCGCCCUCCCCCCGUCGGAUCCCCUCCCUCUUAAAGACUGUUUCUCUCUCUCUCUCUCUCUCUCUCUCAGUCUCUUCCAAAGACCUCUAUCUUUUACGAGUUAGAUCGGAGAAAGAGGAACCUUGGCCAUGGCGAAUCCUGUCGAAGCAGAUUCAGCGAGGGAGAAGAGGAAUGGUCCUCUGUUUGAGAUUUCAUAUCAGGUUUCUGCGGAGAUUGAGACUUGAGCUGAAGUCUUUUUACCUUCUGAUGAUUGAAAUUGGUUCUCCUUCGAGGGGCUCCGACCAAGUGAGUCUAAUCGUUUAUUACGCUUGUGGAUAGAGGACUAAACCCAUAGAUUUGUGUGAAAAAGGGGUAAGAUUACAUUGUUUUAGUUUUUAAUUGAUCUGGAGGAGAGGGAGCAUUGGUGCUGCAACCUCGAGCAGAUUAGGGUUUGAUUUAUAUCCUUUUCCUUCGUUAUGGGCGACGCGAGAGACGACUUUAUGGAUAUUGAUUCAAAUCUUGGACUUUCUGUUCCUUUAUCUCCCAAUUCCGACCCAGAUUUAGGGCCUCUAUUGGCUGAAUGGAGAAACAUAGAAGAACGUAUUCGACACUUAGAAGCAGUUACCGUCAGGGCUAGGAAUUGGUGUAGGUGGAGGCAAGGAAGGCUCCUGCCUGAGACGAGGUAUAUUCCGGUGGAAAUGAUCAGUAGCUCCCGUAGCUUGACUGGACUGCAAACUGGGGAGGGCAGUGUAGCAGUGGAAGAUAGAACAAUCGCUGAGAGCAAUCAAGUACGCAAAGGGAAGGCCAGUGAUUUAGUUGCUAAGGCGUUGGGGUUGUGCAAGGAUGCAAAGAAGGGUACUGCUAGUUUCUUUGAGUGCAAUAUAUGCUUGGAUGUAGCUAGGAAUCCUGUCCUUACUUGUUGUGGUCACUUGUUCUGUUGGCCCUGCCUUUAUCAGUGGUUACACAUUGACUCGGAUGCCAAGGAAUGUCCGGUGUGUGAGGGAGAGGUCACAUAUAUGAACAUUACACCGAUUUAUAAUGGUGGAAAUGAUAACCAAGAGUCUGGGAAGGAAGAUGAGUCGGGAGUGAAGGUCCCUCCAAGACCCCAUGCACGGGCAGCCGAUAGCUUGAGGCAAUGGAUCAAUUGGGCUGAUCAAAUUGAGGAUUCUUACCUUGCGCAGAUAAUUAGGCAAAUUGGAAAUAGGUUUGAUGUGAUGGGGGAGUGUACUCCACCUCAAGAUAUUGAUGUUGUUGAUAAGAUGCGAGAUAGAUCGAAUUCCCUAGAUCAAAACACCACCACGAACUCAACCUCAGACUUCGAUUAUUUAACAACAAACAGCAUAGAGAACUUCAAUUUCCCAGCAACCACCUCAGACUCAUACUCAGACUCAAGCUCAAGCUCAAGCUCAAGCUCAAGCUCAGUCUCAAGCUCAGACUCAAGCUCAGACUACUCAAGCUCAGACUCAAGCUCAGACUCCGGUAACUGCAGUUCCCCAGCAACCACUGCAGGCUCAAACAUAGCCUCAGCCACUUUUUAUUUUUGGUGAAAACAGCCUCAGCCUAUUUAUCAACAAACAAAACAGCAAACUGUAGUUACCCCGACACCACCACAGACUCAACCUCAGACUCAGCCAAUUUGUCAACAAACAGUACAGAGACCCAAAGGUGAAUGACCUAAAUCAGGAUAUGUAUGGAGGUGCCGAGCCUGGUCAGAGAAGUAUGCAGCAGUGCAGGGAAAUAAUGGUUUUUUUUAACACACUGCUUCAGAGUGGCGCCACUGGUGCUGCUUUGCAUGUAAGUAGGACUUUGGUGCAAGGUAUUAUGGAUGGAGGUGGCGGUGGUGGUGGAAGGGACCCAAAUCAAUUUGGGUAUGGAGCUGCCGGGCGUGAUACUGAUUUUGGUAACCCAAACCAGGUUUAUUAUGGAGUUUCAGUGCAUGAUACUGAUCUUGGUAACCAAAACCAGGUUGAUCAGUAUGGAGCUGCCGGGCAUGGUAGUGAUCUUGGUGAUCCAAACCAGGGUGGGUAUGGAGAUAUCGGACAUGAUAAUCAUCUUGGUGACCCAAACCAGGUUGGGUAAUGAGAUGCCAGGCCUGAUCAGAUGAGUGGGUACGAAAAUGUUGAUUAUAGUUUCUGGUGGAAUGUGGAUACUACUACCAAUUUUAGUGGCAGCAUUGGUGGUGGUGGUGGCUGUGAAUUUAGUGGAGAUUUUACAGAAAGCUAUGGUGGUGGCAAUGUUGUUCGUGACUGUGAUUUUAGUCCAGAUUUUUCAGCAAGCUAUGAUGACACCAAGAUAUGCAAAUGUAUCAGGAAAUGUUUGUGCUUCCAGUCUUUCUUCCCUUUUGUCUCUGCAAUAGAGAUCAUCGUCGUCACCUCUGUUGCAGCACCACCAGAGAGAACAACCUAAAGUAUAUUUUUUUGAAUUAAAUUGAUUCCAGCCUUACCAUCGAUACUAUAAAUGCAUCCUCUGCUAUUGUUUCCCUUAAACCUUUUGUUGCUCUUAGAAUAAUCCCUGUAACUAACAGACCAUUGGAGUGGCUUUUACAGAUCUAGAAGUCCUCUACGUCUCCUUGUUUACAUCUACAGGCCCCAUUUGGUUUAGGAUCUGAACUGAUCAGCAAUGACAUUAGUAUAAGUCAAUGAUCAAAUGCUGCUGUUUUCUUCAUAACUGAGAGAACCUACAUGAAGGCGUUCAAAGUUCAAAUAGCAAAUUGAGGUUCUUUUUACCUUAUUCUUUUGUUGAAUAAAAAUGAUUUUAAAUAAAAUUUUACAAGAUGAAAACUUCCA
Messenger RNA from Macadamia integrifolia, 2780 nucleotides. RefSeq names its product breast cancer type 1 susceptibility protein homolog. Gene Ontology annotation, biological process: ubiquitin-dependent protein catabolic process. Gene Ontology annotation, molecular function: metal ion binding; ubiquitin protein ligase activity; ubiquitin-like protein conjugating enzyme binding. Lineage: Eukaryota; Viridiplantae; Streptophyta; Magnoliopsida; Proteales; Proteaceae. Bases 471 to 1541 code for a protein of 356 amino acids. The record is from RefSeq and is a predicted model, not a curated record. The transcript has 3 exons. Gene Ontology annotation, cellular component: endoplasmic reticulum.